AUGCGGUCAGCCAAAAGGACACAAACCUACUGGCUCGCGGCGGUGAGCGCGGGCGGAGCGCGGGCGGGGCGCCAUUGGCCCGCCGGGGCACGCCUCCGAGACGCCGCUCCGCAUCACGCCGCACCAAUUCUUACUUCUUACUUUUACAUUUGCAUGCAAACUUUAGCAAACAUUCCCACUUGUACAACUUUAAACUACUUCCACGGAUUCGGCGAGGAAGUUACGCUGAGGUCGAUAUAUUCACUUUGCAAAGCAUAA
Pieris macdunnoughi is the source of this 258-nucleotide messenger RNA. Lineage: Eukaryota; Metazoa; Arthropoda; Insecta; Lepidoptera; Pieridae. The record is from the annotation of a GenBank genome assembly.